Peniophora sp. CBMAI 1063 is the source of this 2562-nucleotide messenger RNA. Lineage: Eukaryota; Fungi; Basidiomycota; Agaricomycetes; Russulales; Peniophoraceae. The record is from the annotation of a GenBank genome assembly.
AUGUCUCUAGAAGACACCAAAUCCCAAUACGCGAAGCCGGAGGACCUGAUCUGGGACACGUAUCUGAAGGCCGCUCAAAGGGAAGACGAGGCCCGACCAAAGAACUGGGAAGGAAACACAACUGGCAUUCUGACCUUUACAGGUCUAUUCGCUGCGACGGUCGCUGCGUUCAUCAUCGAGAGUUACAAGGACCUAUCUGCGGACCCUGGCAAUCGAACGAACGUUCUUCUGGAGCAUCUGAUAGCCGCGAUGGCGAACGCCUCAGCUCAUAACCCUGUGACUGCUCCGCCUCAGGAGACAUUCUCGGUCGCGCCCACCGCCAUUGUCACCAACGCAUUUUGGUUCUCGAGCUUGCUCAUCGCACUCGUCUGCGCGCUGCUAUCUACUCUAGUUCAAGAGUGGUCUCGGAACUACGCACAAGACAUCAGUGGCAGUCAUGUGGAACAUGAGAACUUUCGCACCCGAGCUUUCAACCACAUCUACAUUCGCAUGGGUGUCAAUCGCUACGGAAUGAAUCAGUUCGUGUCGUGGAUCGUGAUGCUCAUGCACGUCUCUGUUUUCUUCUUUGCAUGCGGUCUUCUUGUCUUCCUCUUCCCCAUCAACCACAUCAUAGCGAGCGUGGCUACUGGAGUCAUCUCGAUAUUCAUCAUCAUAUAUCUCCUCGCCAGUCUACUUCCGCUCAUCGAUCCAAGUUGUCCGUAUCGAACCCCGCUUUCGUACAUGAUGGCUUUGGCAUAUUGGGUCACUCUUCGGGUACUGUCUAUCUGCAUGCCACGACUGUGGCCGCGGAAUGAAAAGGCUAUACGCAUGGAGGAUCCUCGGCGUCUCAUCGAGAGACAGUAUGCCGGAUACCAUUGGGAGUUCAUGACUGACACUCGAUUCGUCUUUGCUUGGGAUUACACCUAUGAACACAUAUCAGAUGAAUCCUUCGAAACGUUCCUGGUGGCGUUACCUUCCGUGUUCAAUCGCCCGAGUAUAUGGAGUCGUUUGUGCUCCGAUCUGGUCUUCAUGCGGAGGUUGUGGCUGUAUUUGGACGGGCUCCACCGCGGGACGAGGUCGAAUCCGUCGUCGUUGCUCAUUGAAACGGGAGUACUCAAUCUGGUCGCUUGCCUCUCGGAUAGAAUGUAUGCAUUGGAGGUCGAGCAGUAUGGGCAACGACUUGAGGAGGACGCAUACACGAGCGCAUACUGCCUGGACGUGCUCGGAAGCAUCUCGCAGUUGACCGUGCUAGACGGCCCCUCUCAACUGUCGGCUUGCCUUUGCCUCGCCCAUGCGCGCUGGUCCCUUCUGAAACGCUGUCAAGCAGCCUUCAAACAGAAGAUGCCAGUCAUCGAUGUGGGAGGCGUACCAAAGUUCUUCCGCGAGGCAUCCCGCAGUGGCUUCCGGCUGGAGGGCGAUCGGCAUGGCAGUCCUUGCGGCGUCCUCUUGCUGCUCAUUUCCGGGUCUUACAGAAAUCGUAGUUGGGAGCAUAAGAGCACAUCAUCCCUGGUCCCGUUGCACGACGGAGACUGCUGCAGAUCCUGGACGAGCAUCCUCAUGCCCAAAGGCCUGGGGCAUAUCGCGGCGUGCAACGCAUUGUCCACGGUCGCGUACCUCCUACGGUCUAGCGAGGAGCAAAGGCGCAACGCGAGGGGGAUGAAGGUGAACAUCAACAUUAUCGCGGAGAAGUGGGAUGCGUCAUUCUACAUGGACGAUACCAGUCGAGGAAUGCCGUCUCGCGAGUUUGUCGAAGUUCUCCAUCUGGCGGGUCUGGAAGAAUGGCUUGAACCUGACAGCGAGUACGUGACGGGACCGGCCGAAGGUCCUAACCGCCGGUUCUUGACGAACACCUUCCAGGGGAAGAGUUGUGUCCGAGCUUUGCGCAACCUAGCUCAAAAGGUGGACUUCGAGGCCUAUCGUGCACGUCCCGUUCUCAGGUUCCCAAUGCCUCAACUCCCACCGUCAUCAUCGGGCGCUGAACGUCCCAUGUUGACGGUAGCUCCCGCUAUGCCCACCCCGGCCCUGAACAUAUCUCCAUAUAACGUCUUCCCCUUGCCGGACGGGACUGUCGGGCGGUACGUCGUGCAGCAGGAGUCGCCUACGCGGACGAAUGCAAGGCUUGAUACGCGCCAAAGCCCCUCGUCAGGUUCUGGACGCGAUAAUGAUGGUGUCUUCUUGGUUGACGCCGUAAGGCAGACACACCCCGACGAUGAUCCGAGCCAGCAAGAGGACGCGCUUAGCGGGUCUUCCGACCCAAGGACUCUCCGGCGCAUCUCUCGCCGGUUGGGUACCGUGUAUACCCGAUACGAUCCGGACAUCACGCACGACGGCAUACAACCGCGGUCGCCGUAUGCCAACGAGGAUCUCGAGCUGGAUACGCUCGUACCGUUAUUGGCCGGUGCUGGCUCUCCGCAGGGAGCCGAGGCGGAUUGGGGCGUAGGACAUGGGUCCCCUAGGCUCAUGUCAGUCGCUAUCAUAGACGACCGGCUGCAUGUCGGUACAUUACCUGGAGAUGUUGAGGCCGCUGCCGCCACCGCGAGUGGUUCGUUCUUGCAGAGAGGAUGGGGAGAAUAUUGGAAAUAG